Messenger RNA from Haplochromis burtoni (Burton's mouthbrooder), 3106 nucleotides. Its product is annotated as fasciculation and elongation protein zeta-2. The record is from RefSeq and is a predicted model, not a curated record. The transcript has 8 exons. Bases 128 to 1354 code for a protein of 408 amino acids. Lineage: Eukaryota; Metazoa; Chordata; Actinopteri; Cichliformes; Cichlidae. Gene Ontology annotation, cellular component: axon; cytoplasm.
GCUAGGCGGCCCGGCGCAGGCUCGCUGUGGGCAGAGAGCGGGCAGACAGGGAGGAUGCGGAGGCCUGGCAGUCCCACAACAACAACACAUCUAUCAUCCACCCGGGGCGACUAGGCCGGUCCGGGCUAUGGCUGCACCUAUUGCACAUUUCGACGACGACUGGCCGAACCUGGGUGAUCCGAGCAUGGUGUCACAGGAAGGGCUGCUGCCGCAGAAAGGCCGUGUCGCCGCCGCCGUGAGCGAAGCGGCACCCGAGUCGCUCCUGUUUGGCGGUGAUGAUGAUGAUGAUCUGCACGACAGCAGCUUCUCCCCUAGAGAGAACGCGGGGUUCCGGUCCAUGGAGGAUCUGGUGAACGAUUUCGAUGAGAAGUUAACGACGUGCUUCCAAAAUUUUGACGCCAAGACGGAGAGCAUCGCUCCCGUGGCCGUGAUCGCCGAGGACACGCUGCUGGAGAAAGACGAAAUCUGGAACACUCUGACGGCUAACUACGGACAUGUGAUGCCGGUGGACUGGAAACGUUCUCGAACGCGCUCCCUCCACGUUCCCACAAUCAACCUGGAGGAGAAACCCAGAAAGGCAGAUGUCGCGUUGGAGCUGUCUGACGAUGAGGAGCUCAGGGAUCAGCUAGACAUGCACUCCAUCAUUGUUUCCUGCAUCGCAGAGGAGCCCCUUUUCACAGCAGAGCAGGUUAUUGAGGAGAUAGAGGAAAUGAUGCAGGACUCUCCUGACAUGGAGGCAGAGCAUAAUCCGUCACAGUCGGACCUGUCGAUGCUCUCUGUGGACGUUCAGCAGCCCAACAGCUGCCCUGACUACGAGGAGAGGAUGAAAGCCUUGAGCAUUGCAGAGCUGAAUGAGCGUCUGGAGGAGACUGAAAUGAAGAUCAGGAGGUUUUCAGAGGAGCUGGUUCAGCAGCUGGCUCUCAGGGAUGAGCUGGACUUUGAGAAAGAGGUGAAGAACAGUUUCAUCUCAGCCCUCAUCGACGUGCAGAACCGGCAGAAGGAGUACCGCGAGGCGCUCAAGAAGAAGAAGAAGCUUAAAGGUGGAGCUGGGACAUCGCAAGGUCUUCCGGAGAAAACAUCUCGCUUCAGCAUGGAGGGGAUCUCCUCUGUUAUCCAAAACAGUUUCCGUCAAACUUUUGGGAGCGGGUGCAGUGAGAGACAGUAUUUGACCACAGUCAUCCCUUACGAGAAGAAGGGACAUCCUCCUUCGAUUGAAGACCUCCAGAUAUUGACCAAAAUUCUGCAAGCUAUGAGAGAUGAUAGUGACAAGGUGCCCAGCCUCCUAACAGACUACAUUCUCAAAGGUGAGCUUUCCUCUUGUGUUGUUACACAGGGUGCUUUACAUUUGAAGUAAAAUAACAUCACAGAGAGACUCCCAAAAAUCCCGUGUUGGCAGUAUGUCUGCAUAUGUCAUCCUUGCUCCACAUAACCCAAAAGAUCAAUAGCAGUCAAUUAUUACUGUGCUGAUGAUGUAAGCUCAAAGGGACGCGGCAGCGGUUAUAUAUGCUGCAACCACAUGUUGUAAAUCAUUGAUGCUCAAAUUCGUUUGAUUUCAGUUCAUUACAAAAUCCUCUGAAAGCUUCAACGUGAGUUUUUAACUCCAAGCUAGACUGUGAGAGUUUUCCUGCAUCUAAGCAAGCCUUUAGGGGGUGACUUUGGCCUGUGUACAGUGAUGAAAACGGGUCUUCUCUAUUACCCCAUUAAAGCAUCGUCCCUUUAUGUGUCGCCUUUUGAUAUGCCUGUUGUGGAGUUGGCUUAAAGUUUUUCGGAGACGUAAUAAAACCUGAUUGUGUAAAAGUCCAAAUUUAACAUCUGGUUUCUUGCUGGUAAAUCUUCAUUAAGUAUUUUGAACACACCAGCAGAUCCUUCAAAAUCACUUUCAGACUGUAAUGAAAUCAGCAAUAAAUUUGGAAAAUUACUUUUGGUACCACUUUUAUAAUAGGGUCUGAACUAAGGGUGUAAUUCAACCGGAAUUUACUGGAAUUAAUAUAAUUUAGUCUGAAAUUACAGUGUGAUUAUGUUAAUCUACAUAUACUUAUGGGUGAAUGAACUACAAUAAGGAGUGUAUCAACAGAGUAUAAGUAGUCAAGUUUUUACUGGAAAAAUGUUUUACUGCAAGUAAUUUCAUUGUAAUUUUACAGGAGAAAACACAUUAUAUACGAAGUAAGAAAAAUUAUAUAGUAAGUACAUAGUAACUCAUUUUAAGUAGUGCGUGAAUUACUUGAAGUAGUGCAAAAUUCAUUGUAAGAGGUGUGUUACUUCCAGGUAAGUUUGCGGAAGAGUGUAGUGUAGUGGCUUUUGUGUAGAAAACACAAAAUAAACCAAAGAUAUGACUGAAAUGUACAAAUGAAAAACAAACCUAAAAGUAUUCAUAGCUAAAAAGAACAGUUUAUUCUUGUUGUGGAUAUGCAUUAAAAUGAUUCUAUUAGUCUUUUUUCACUCAUAUUAAUCAGGUUUUUCACCCCUCAGUCAUAAAAGGCUAAUGGGGUUAAAAUGCUUCACCCUGCCCGGUGGAUGGGUGGGUGGCAUGAACGCCCAAGUCUGUAAAUGCAAUAAUCACUGACUCCAUCACUAUACGACUUCACGGGCCUUGAUGGACGUCCUGCGAUGUUUGGUGGAGUUUGUUUUUUCUUGUAAUGUUAUAUAACAGGGCAGGUGAAUAGUGGAACAUCCAUAAAGCAAAAAGACGAGUUCAGUGCACCACUGCUUACAGUUACUUACACACUAUUUAAAAUUGCUCUCAGUAUAAUUUGAGUGUCCUUUCCUGUAAAAACCUGAAGUGUUACCCUUUUAUUCUGCACUGUGUACUGGAUGAGGAUUCGUAGGUAAAUAUAAUUACAUUGUAAUUUCAAAUAAAAUACACUGAAAUCCCAUUUAAUUUUUGGUGAAUUACACCCUUAGCAAUGGGUCAUAUUUUAAAAAUGCUACUUGAAUUGUAAACACUGUGCACAUGAUGUUUACCGAGUACAGAGCUUUAGUAUCUCUAAAUAUUUGCAGUCUGUCCUUUUGACUGUGUCGUCCACAUUUCACUUUCUGUUUCAUGUCUUUAUUUUUUCUUCCCGCAUUUCUUUUGUGCUAUUCUUCAAAACAAAUCGCUGCCCCACAC